Molecule: messenger RNA, 1998 nt
Organism: Micropterus salmoides (largemouth bass)
Lineage: Eukaryota; Metazoa; Chordata; Actinopteri; Centrarchiformes; Centrarchidae
Gene: cct8
Product: chaperonin containing TCP1, subunit 8 (theta)
Exons: 16
Coding region: 1-1677 (558 amino acids)
Biological process (GO): protein folding
Cellular component (GO): chaperonin-containing T-complex
Molecular function (GO): ATP-dependent protein folding chaperone; ATP hydrolysis activity; ATP binding
Source: RefSeq, a predicted model, not a curated record
AUGGCUCUCCAUGUACCCAAAGCGCCGGGCUUUGCCCAGAUGUUGAAGGAUGGCGCCAAGCACUAUUCAGGGCUUGAAGAGGCAGUCUAUCGUAACAUCAGAGCCUGUAAGGAGCUUUCUCAGACAACACGCACCGCUUAUGGACCAAACGGUAUGAACAAGAUGGUCAUCAACCACUUGGAGAAGCUGUUUGUCACCAAUGACGCCGCAACAAUUCUCAGAGAGUUGGAGGUGCAGCACCCAGCAGCCAAAAUGAUCGUGAUGGCCUCCCACAUGCAAGAGCAGGAGGUUGGAGACGGUACAAAUUUUGUCCUGGUGUUCGCUGGAGCUCUGCUGGAGCUGGCUGAAGAGCUGCUCAGGAUGGGUCUUUCUGUGUCAGAGGUGAUUGAAGGCUAUGACAAAGCAUGUAAAAAGGCUCUGGAGAUCCUGCCAGACUGCGUAUGUUCCUCAGCCAACAACCUUCAUGAUGUUAAAGAGGCGACAUCUCUCAUCCGUACGGCAGUCAUCAGUAAACAGUACGGCCACGAAGACUUCCUCGCCAACCUCAUCGCACAGGCCUGUGUGUCCAUCUUCCCACAGUCUGGCAAUUUUAAUGUUGAUAACGUCAGAGUAUGCAAGAUUUUGGGUUGUGGGGUGACAUCAUCCUCCAUGCUGCAUGGCAUGGUUUUUAAGAAGGAGGCAGAGGGUGACAUCACAUCAGUUAAAGAUGCCAAGAUCGCUGUCUUCUCCUGCCCUUUUGACUGCACCGUGACAGAGACCAAGGGCACAGUGCUGAUAAAUAACGCACAGGAGCUCAUGGACUUCAGUAAGGGAGAGGAGGAUAUGAUGGAGGCUCAGGUGAAGGCCAUCAAGGAGGCUGGUGCCAACGUGGUGGUAACUGGAGGAAAAGUGGCUGACAUGGCGCUGCACUACGCCAACAAGUACCAGCUCAUGGUGGUCAGGCUUAACUCAAAGUGGGACCUCAGGAGGUUAUGCAAGACUGUGGGAGCUGUAGCACUGCCCAGGAUGACGGCGCCAACUCCAGAGGAGAUGGGUCACUGUGACAGUGUGUACCUGACAGAGGUGGGGGACACUCAGGUGGUGGUCUUCAAACAUGAGAAAGAGGACGGUGCCAUCUCAACGGUGGUGAUAAGAGGUUCCACUGACAACCUGAUGGAUGACAUUGAAAGGGCUAUAGAUGAUGGAGUCAACACCUUCAAGGUUCUGGUCAGGGACAAACGACUGGUACCUGGAGCAGGAGCCACUGAAAUUGAGCUGGCCAAACAGCUCACCUCAUAUGGAGAGUCCUGCCCAGGUCUGGAUCAGUAUGCCAUUAAAAAGUUUGCUGAAGCCUUCGAGGCUUUGCCCCGUGCGCUGGCAGAGAACUCUGGUGUGAAGGGGAGUGAGCUCAUCUCUAAACUCUACUCUGCACAUCAUGAGGGAAACAAAAACAUAGGCUUUGACAUUGAGGGAGAAGGCCCCGCUGUGAAGGACAUGCUUGAAUGUGGCAUUGUGGAGCCUUACCUGGUAAAACACUGGGGCAUCAAACUGGCCACCAACGCUGCCAUCACAGUACUGAGAGUUGAUCAGAUCAUCAUGGCUAAGGCUGCAGGGGGACCCAAGGCUCCCAAGCAGAGAGGCCAUUGGGACAAGGACGAUUGGGACGAAGCGCCUGAUAAUUUUGAAACUCACCACUAGAGGGCACACACACACACACACCCUCUCUGUCAAUCAUCAUGGCCAAACCAGCAGGGGGACCCAAACCUCCCCAGGGCAAAAAGGACUUCGAUGAGGACGAUUAAGUCUGAUGCUGUCCAGCGGAUGCUCCUUUUUAACCCUGACCGCUACCACAUGCAUUCACAAAAUCCUUUUUUUCUAGUUUAUUUAAAGCUCAACUGUUUGGGUUAUUUCAUAGAAAUGACCAUACAUUGGUAAAUAUGUGAAAGUAAAAUGUACGGAUGGCACUGUUUGCUUUUUUUGUGUGUUCUCAGUCCCAAAUAAAAGGCACUUUCGCUGUCA